GGCUCCAGGUGAAGAUACAGAGAAGUGACGAAGAAGAAGAAGGCGAAAGGAGGCUGAGCAAUGGCUUUGGAGAAGUAUGCAUCGACAAACCCUAAUACAAUCCAUACAGACGUUCUCUCCGAGGCUAGACAAGCCUGCUACAAGGCACGUGAUGCUUUCUACACAUGUUUGGAAAAGGAAUCGAACAAGAAACCCACGGAAAUCGCGUCAGUGGGCCUCCUCUACCCGGUCGAAUGCAAGGAAUCAAGGGCUCAAUAUGUGAGCCAGUGUCGACCCACUUGGGUGAAGCAUUUUGAUCGGCAGUAUUGUUCCAAGAAGAGAGUUCAGAGGCUUUUGGAUGAUAAUGAAUCCAGAAGAGGGUUGUGAGGCUUUGCCUAAGGAAGAUGGAAGCAAAUGUUUAAUGGAUCAAUGUGAUAAAUUAUUGGGUGACUCUUUUAUCAUUAACCCAAGUUGAAGUUAGAGUGAGGAGUUCUUGAAUGGUUUUUGGGCUUUGAUGCAACACUAGGAAACUGGUGAUUCCCUGGAUUGCAACGUUGCUGGCAUUAUCAAUGAACUUAAGCACCAAUAUAUGUGGAUCUCACAAAAUGUAUUUCUAUCAUGAAUAAUGAACAUAAAUGUCAAACUUGUUGAUGUUGUUUUUUUGUUGAUUCCUGAAGUUUGUAUGCUUUUCUGGCCAUUUUCUUAAUUAUUUCUAGGCAGUUGACUUGGGUCGCUGCAUGAGCACUUGAAAGAAUGAAGUUCAUCUUUUAGUUUCCACUGCCUAAGUGGUUUAUAAAGGCUUUGUAUGAGGAAGCAUUGCUUAUUGUUAAUAAAGCUUCAUCUUUUGUAGAUUUAUAGA
This is a messenger RNA of Vitis riparia (riverbank grape), 838 nucleotides long. RefSeq lists its product as uncharacterized. The record is from RefSeq and is a predicted model, not a curated record. NCBI's taxonomy places the organism in Eukaryota, Viridiplantae, Streptophyta, Magnoliopsida, Vitales, Vitaceae. Bases 61 to 366 code for a protein of 101 amino acids. Gene Ontology annotation, cellular component: respiratory chain complex IV; mitochondrion. The transcript has 4 exons.